Molecule: messenger RNA, 3869 nt
Organism: Harpegnathos saltator (Jerdon's jumping ant)
Lineage: Eukaryota; Metazoa; Arthropoda; Insecta; Hymenoptera; Formicidae
Gene: Zn72D
Product: Zinc-finger protein 72D
Exons: 11
Coding region: 128-3133 (1001 amino acids)
Cellular component (GO): precatalytic spliceosome
Molecular function (GO): zinc ion binding; double-stranded RNA binding; single-stranded RNA binding
Source: RefSeq, a predicted model, not a curated record
CACCGACGGAAUAGCCAAUCGGCGCGCGCGGCGGCGUCGUCGUCGUCGUCGUCGUCGUUCUAUCGAGCUCGUUGGCACGCCCUGCGACUUCCAUUGUCCUUCUUUCCGGGAUUCUCUGCAAGGAAGGAUGGCACAGAACAAUUAUUUCGGCUUUACUCACGGCGGAACGCAAUAUGGGGCCACUAGCGCGGCAGCUUAUCAAACCGGCCAAGCGGGAUACGCGGUAACACCAGCGGCGACCGCCGCUACGUACACCCAACGACCCGCUGCUGCAGCUGCCACUGGUUACGAGACUUACCAGGCGGCCGCCGCUGCGGCUGCGACCGGGACAACAUACGCUGGUGUUCUUGUAGCCGCUAAUCCUGGUACUGUGGCUCAAACUUACGAUUACGGCUACGGGCGGGCUGCACCGGCAGCUACUUACGACGCUACCAAGACUUACUAUCAACAGCCAGCAGCUGCUGCUGCGACUUACACUACCACUGAGACACACUAUCAAGCUGCGAAGCCUGCGUACAGCACGACGAGCGCUUACACCGGUACCGCGAGGCAAGCUACUACCACGGGGCAGGCCAAGACCUAUCAGGCAUCCAGCACAGCUUAUCAACAGUCGAAUCCUACGCAAAGCGCGACUUACUCGUCGGGAUAUACCGCUCCCGCUACACCCGCCGCUACACCGUCAACCGCGACAAAUAUUCCCUUAGAAACGGCGAGUACAACGUAUUCCGGCUACGACGCAGCGCUAUAUAGCGCUGCGACUAUGUAUGUAGCCCAACAGAGUGCAAACAGCAAUUCCACUAACCAGAAGACUGGAGGUUGGCAGGGCUACGGGCGGAAGGGGUUCGGAGCUGGAGGGGGAGGGAUGAAGGCAAUGCGGCCCAAGCAGCCCCCGAAGCCUCAGCAACUGCACUAUUGCGAUGUCUGUAAAAUCAGCUGUGCUGGACCACAAACCUAUCGUGAGCAUCUGGAAGGACAAAAACACAAGAAGAAGGAGGCUUCGCUUAAGGUGCCUCAGCAACCACCGGCUCGUGGAGCGGGCAACAGUCUACGUUGCGAAUUGUGUGACGUUACUUGCACCGGAAAUGAUGCCUACGCAGCUCACAUCAGGGGUGCCAAGCACCAGAAAGUGGUCAAAUUGCACACAAAACUCGGGAAACCGAUUCCUAGUGCAGACCCUACCGUUCUGAACCCGAAACCGGCAGCUGCCGCGAAGACUGCGGUGACUAAGAAAGCGACAGUGACGGCGACACCUAAAAUUAAUUUUGUCGCAUCUGGAAACUUGGGCACGGUUAAUCAGAAUCAAACGACUGAAAUUAAGCAGGAGGAACCAGCCGCCGAGGAAACUGUGGAGGAAGCUGCGGUCGACGAGAAGGAUAUACAACCGGUUGGCCAAGAGUACAUUGAGGAAAACAAGUCCGAAGACGGCAAAAUCAUAAGUUUCAACUGCAAACUGUGCGAAUGUCGCUUCAACGAUCCCAAUGCCAAAGACAUGCACAUGAAGGGCCGUCGUCACAGAUUUGCCUACAAGAAGAAGGUCAAUCCGGACUUGGUCGUCGACAUGAAACCGAGCCUCAAGCAGCGAAAGAUGCUGGAGGAGAAGUUGCGCAGGCAACAGAUACGCGACGAAUAUUUACGUCGUAGGGAAGAGAUCAAUCAGCUGGGACCUAUGGGGCCUAUGCAUAUGGACGAAGACAUGAUGAUUUACUGGGAAGAGAGGCGUCGUUACGAAGAGGAAUGCGAAUACUUCGAAUGGUACCGACGAUACGGACGCGGCCCAGGCGCGGCGCCGAUCCCACGUGGUCCCUUCGCUGGACCACCGGGACCCAUGAUGAUGUAUCCGGGACCUCAAAGACGGCCAGACUCGUCAGACGAUAAGCACGUAUUGUCUCAUCAUACAACUAUCUAUCCGAAGGAACAGGAACUGUUAUCGGUUCAAAAGAUAGUUUCCCAUACCGAAAAGGCGCUAAAGUAUGUGUCGGAUUCUUUGGCCGAGGCUGGUAAAAAAACUAGUCCCGCAAAUGCCAAUUCUACCGCGACGACACCUACGACUGCCGCGACUCCACAGGCAAACGCGAAUGCGGACGCGUUGAAGAAGGAGGAGGCGGACAAGAAGAAGGCGACCACGCCUCAGAAGGAAGACGGCAGCGAUGGAAAUCUCUUUUCGUUUCAAAAGGAGAAGGAAGAUUCCAGAAUACUUCGCGGAGUUAUGCGCGUCGGCAACUUGGCCAAAGGCCUGUUAUUAUCUGGUGAUAAUCACGUUUGCCUGGUUGUUUUGUGCGCUGAGAAACCGACAAGAGCGUUGCUCAACAAGGUCGCUGAGAUUCUGCCCGGUGAGCUGAAGAACGUCGCCCCGGAGGACACGUACAACGUCGGGAAGCAUCCGGAGUCCGCGGCUCUAACCGUUUCAGGGGGUACAGUCACCGUCAGCGUGACACUCACUAGUCCUUUGAUGCGUGAGACACCUAAGACGACCGCGGCAGCAGAUAAUGCUGGACAGCAGCAGCAGGAAGCUGCUCAACUGCAAACAACGCCCGCGGCCCCUACCGUGACGAAAGCAGACCCUCCGGACGUACUUCCCAAGGCUAAGUGUUUGGAGGCUUUAGCUGCACUCAGGCAUGCCAAGUGGUUUCAGGCUAGAGCGACUUCCCUGCAGAGCUGUGUUAUGGUUAUCCGUAUAAUGCGCGACCUUUGCAAUCGUGUGCCGACAUGGGGUCCGCUGAAUCCAUGGGCAUUGGAAUUGCUGACCGAGAAGGUGAUCAGCACCGCGGGAUGUCCCCUUAGCCCUGGUGAAGCUUUAAGGAGGCUCCUGGAAUGCGUAGCCGGUGGAAUAUUACUCCCAGGCAGUCCGGGAUUAUCAGAUCCGUGUGAGAAGGAAGCGGUCGACGCGAUAGGCAAUAUGACGUCUCAGCAGCGAGAGGACAUCACCGCUUCUGCGCAACAUGCAUUGCGUUUAGUAGCGUUCCGGCAAAUCCAUAAGGUUCUCGGUAUGGAGCAGCUACCACCGCCGAAGUUUAAGGGUCGAUUUGCGCGUAAACGAAGACGCGACAACAGCAACGGCGAGGGCACUGACAGCGAGGCUUCGAAGAAGGACAAGAAGGCGGAGGAGAUCAAAAUGGAGACCGAUUCCAAGUAGAUCCACCAAAAGAUUCGUUUUACGAGAUAUUCGUAAUUCUUGCGUAGAAUAAGGAAACAGUUUUUUCCCGCUGUUGCUUGUAUUAGCGAGUCAUCGCGCCGUAUUGGGACAACACGAAGCCGGAUAAAUGAUAAUCGUUGUAAUUCUGAGGUCGGGCGCAAUAACCACCUAAUCAGAUAAUAAAGCGAUUGGAAAAAUCACACGAGGCAUAACUCGCGGAUUCACCAUACGCCGCUCCUCUCGCCUCUACGUCUACGUCCUUAAUGUAAGAUUAUUUCAUGACGAUGCUAAAGGGUCUCUUCUCUACGAUAGACGGCAUGCCGAUACACAUAGUGUCGUAUAAAUAUGUUUUCUCUGAUAGGCAAUUGAUGUAUACAUCAAUUGAAGUAGAUUUUAAAUAGCACUGAUUGUCUGUUCGAGAAAGCUCUCGCGUACAUUAGACGUUAAAAGCGCUGAGCGCUUUUUUCGCAUCGCGAUACACUAUCGGGUAAUUUAUGUAUCGUAGAGCUGCCGUUUACUAUUGCCAUGAAGUAAAUUUAGUCUUGACAUUAGGUUUGCAUUGGCAAAACUAAUCGAUGGUUGCAUCCAUUGACUUGGGCGCAUUGUCUUGUAAUUGUUCAGGUACGACUCCGCGUUACGAGCGUAUGAACAGAAAGAAUUUUGAACGAAGAGAGCUAAAAAAUAAUAAACAUUUAUAAGUUUAAAGUUAAGAAUAGAAAAUAGAUUGUAUUGAGAA